Teleopsis dalmanni is the source of this 1752-nucleotide messenger RNA. RefSeq names its product LIM homeobox transcription factor 1-beta (gene Lmx1a). Bases 1 to 1725 code for a protein of 574 amino acids. Gene Ontology annotation, biological process: regulation of transcription by RNA polymerase II; neuron differentiation. Gene Ontology annotation, cellular component: nucleus. Lineage: Eukaryota; Metazoa; Arthropoda; Insecta; Diptera; Diopsidae. The record is from RefSeq and is a predicted model, not a curated record. The transcript is spliced from 4 exons. Gene Ontology annotation, molecular function: DNA-binding transcription factor activity, RNA polymerase II-specific; RNA polymerase II transcription regulatory region sequence-specific DNA binding.
AUGUUGGAAUUCUAUCCAAUGCCCACAAAUUUGAAUCAUGGCGUUGGUUUUUAUCCACAUCAACAAAAUCAUGGCGGUGCACGUUUUUUGGAUAAUCCAAAUACAACUGCCAAUACACCCAGUUUAGGCAAUAAUAAUAUUAACACUAAUCACAACAACAAUGCAAUUAAUUACACGCAACAACAACAAAUGAAUGGAACGACUGCAAUUGAAACAACACCAACCAAUGCAACUUGUUUAUCUAGCAAUAAUAAUAAUAACAUAACAAAUACUAAUAAUAAUAACAACAAUAAGAAUUUACUCACUUCCGUUUCCGCAUCCACAACAGCUUCAUUAACAGCGCAAAUCAUUUCCGCAAAUUUAACAUCAUCAACACCAACAACAACAAUAACAACAUCACCACCAACGCACUCCUGCACGCCCAACCAUAAUUCCGUAUGUGCCAAUACAACAGCAAAUGGCCAACUUCCUAAUGCCGCCAACUCUACUAUAACCGCCUUAUCAACAGCACCAACAACAGCGGCAGCAGUAGCAGUAGCAGCAGCGGCACCACAAAUAGCCCCAACAACAUCAUUAUCAGCUUUAUCAACGUCAUCAUCGUCCAAAUUGUCUGCCGAUUGCAGUGGACGCACAGAUGUUAUUGGACAUAUCAAAUGCGAGAAGAACUAUGAAAUGUGUGAAGGAUGUGGGCAAAAGAUACAUGAUCGCUACAUUAUGAAUGUGGGUGAAUCGAACUGGCAUGAACAAUGUCUGGCGUGUUGUUAUUGUGGCAUACAAUUACAUCACAGUUGUUAUGUUCGAAAUUCGAAGUUAUACUGCAAAUUGGAUUACGAAAGAUUGUUUGCCAUUAAAUGUGCUGCCUGUUGUCAUCCCAUCUUGCCACAGGAUUUAGUCAUGCGACCCGUACCCAGCUUAAUUUUUCAUUUACCUUGUUUUGUGUGCUUUGCUUGCCGAUUACCAUUGCAAAAAGGUGAACAAUUUCUACUCCGAGAAGGUCAGUUAUUCUGCUUUCGACAUGAUCUGGAAAAGGAAAUGUAUUUGGCAGCAGCACAACAUUGUGGUUUUGUAACGCUUGACGAAGACGACUUAUUACGUCCACGUGAUGGUCGACGCGGGCCCAAAAGACCGCGUACAAUACUCACCUCACAACAGCGCAAACAAUUUAAGGCAUCAUUUGAUCAAUCACCGAAACCGUGUCGCAAAGUACGUGAGGCACUAGCGAAAGAUACUGGUCUCUCAGUGCGUGUAGUGCAAGUAUGGUUCCAGAAUCAGCGCGCUAAAAUGAAAAAAAUACAACGUAAAGCCAAAAAUGGCAACGGCACAAACAGCGGCCGCAGUGGCGACGAUAAGGAUAAUGACAAGGAUGAAAAGAGUAUAAAACAAGAAUCCGGUUCGGCUAGUGAAAGUAGUUAUUUAGGCUUAGAUAGUACAUUUGCCAGUCAACCAUUAAAUCCAAAUUUACCUUUUUCACCAGAUGAUUACCCUGCCAACUCCAAUGAUAGCUUCUGCAGUUCUGAUUUGUCACUUGAUGGUAGCAAUUUCGAUCAACUUGACGAUGAUGGCGAUUCGCUUUCGCUUAAUAACUUAGAAUUACAGUCCACCUGUUCAUCAGGCAACCAACAUAGCAAUGCACAGGAUAUGAUCGCAAAUCUGAGCACAAAUCUAAUUAAUCCCAUUGACAAGUUGUAUUUAAUGCAAAAUUCUUAUUUUAGCUCGGAGCAAUAAAUCGAUUGCUUGCAUAACUUAGUUUAU